Caenorhabditis auriculariae is the source of this 10520-nucleotide messenger RNA. Lineage: Eukaryota; Metazoa; Nematoda; Chromadorea; Rhabditida; Rhabditidae. The record is from the annotation of a GenBank genome assembly.
AUGGUCCCGCCGUUAAUUAAAGAAUUUGUCUAUAGGAUAGUCCUUCCUUCAGCUCUUCUUUCAGGUUUUGUUAUGAAACUGAAGAUUCUGUCCGUAUGAUCUUCUUUUCAGCUGCCGUAAUCCGACCGUCGUUCAUUUCCAUAGGAUAUGUCAUCUUGGGAUUGUUCAGCGCUCUCGUUCCGUCGAUCAGUGCUCAGUUUCCCACUCCUAGUUGGUUCCUUUUUUCUCAGCUCUUCUUACUUCCUAUUUUUCAGGACGACUACAAGCAUAUUUAAUAUUCACCGUGUUUUAUACCGCUGUUUGUUUAAUCUGUCAAAUUGUCUACCAGGUUUGAAAGGAGGUUUUUCAUUGAAAAAGGGAAAGAUUUAGAUAUACGAAGCUGUACAUCGGAAACAUGAAAUCGAUUACGCAGCUUCGUGUAAUUCAACUGGAUUUGAGCUCUUACGAAGUUUUGGAUUCAUCAGGUAUAUUUUAAAGAAAUUUUCAUGUUUUUUUUCCAUCUGCGAGCAUUCGGUUAAAAAAUCUGCGGACAUUUUGAUCUUUUCCAUGUUAUAUUGUGUUAUUCAAGACUUUCUAUAAGGAGGAAGUCAUAGAAAAGUUACAGAAAUAGAAAAAUAACAUCAAAGAAAUAUAGAGAUGGAUUUAUGUUAAUAUUCUGAAUAAGUGUAUUUUUAAGCUUCUAUGCAAUAUGAGUUUUUUUCAAAAAGUUUAAAAAAAGUGGGAACAAGUGAAUGCGGCAGAAAAGUAUAAAUGAAAAAGUAAAUAAGAAAUUAUUUUCGCGGAGUUUGGAAACUUUCUGAAGUAAGAGUAAAUACAAACACCUUUUGAAGACUCUAAAAAAUUGUAACGAUUGCUUCAGAUUCCACGCGAACAGUGGCUUCGAGUCUUCGAGAUCGAUCUUUCCUGAGAUCCUGACGUUCCCGAUCGCAGCCUUCACAACUGGCGUCGUCUGUUUUUUGUCGCAUCGCGAAGAAGAAAUCGACGUCGUCGGAACCGUCCAGACUGUUCGCUCGAAUCAGGCGACGUUUGCUCUGCAGCUGAAUACUCAAAGAAGAAGUUCAUUUUCAGGCCAACUCGACCGGCGGCUGGCAAGGGACCCGUGGCGAAGGCCUUCAUCAGCGCCUUUAAAAGGCUCUCGAACUUUUCCAUCAUUCUCUUCGCCGCCAUUGUUGGAUGUAUUCAGGUACAAUAUUCUUUUUAUGAAAGAUCUAAUAAUUAAUCUGAUAUCAUGGAAGGACUUUUAAGUGUGGCUUGAGUUAUUAGAUUUUUUUUUUCAAAUCAAAACUGAAAAAUUGCCGCGUGAGUGUAAGUAAUGCUUAUAUUUGUUUUUUUAAAAAGUUCACUAUUUUCUAAAGACUUCUUUAUUCUGCCUAAGCGAUACAAAAAUCUUGCCUUCGAAAGUUUCGAGAGUUUAAUUUUUGUUAAAAAAAAUGUUUCGAGAAAGUUAAUUUUUAUUUUUGUAGCCAUCAUCCGUCUAAGAAUCUCAAAAAAUUUUGAUGAAGAGAAAUUCGGAAUCAGCGUCAAAAACUGCAUCUAGUAGUCUUAUUUAAAAGUUCUACUUCGAGUUAAAAUCAUUUCCUAAUUAGAAAAAGAUAAUUGUUAAUUAUUUUCUUUUAACUGUCAUUUUUCCAACUUAGAUACUUUUUCCAAUCCUUCAUUUUAAAGCCUUCGCUUCUCAACUUUCUCUACUUUUUCGCCUUUCUGUUCGUGACGACCUGGUGGGCUUCGUAUAAGCCGCUCAGGUACCGGAACUUCAACUUCAUCAAAAAGGUUUUAUCUUUUGAAAGAAAUUUUUUAUUUCUGACUCUUCAGAUCCUCAUUCUCUAUGCGAUCUUUCACUUGACGGUCGUCUAUGCCUACCAAAUUCCUCUCGUUCAUCAGUCCUGGAUUCCGGCCAAAAGUUUAGUGGCGAGGUACUCUUUUUUUCAAAUUUCUACUCAAACUUGAUAUCCAACUUAUUCUAAAGUUUAAAUUGCCUUACUGCUCUCCAAAAAAAUUCUGAUUUUUAGAAUUUUUUUCAAUCAUUUCAUUGAAUAAUUAACAAGGCUAGUUGAAAACUUUCAAUUAUUAUCUACACAAAGAUUCACAAACAAGUUUCAAAUUUUCAAUUAUUUUUUUGAGAGCGGAAAUUAUUCUAUAAUGUGAAAUUUUUUUCGUUUGUUCGGAGGGUGUAAAUUUCAGUUUUUUUAUUUAAAAACAUUGAGUUGAAAAAUAAUCAGCUUCUGUAUUACAUUUUCCAUUCUUUUCAUAAUUCACCCAAACUAUUUCUCAGACUGGUUGGCUUAUCUGUGCUGAUGGAUUCUUCAUGUCCGGACUGGUGGAAAUUUCCCUUUGUUCCUGUCGACAACGACGAUUCCGCUGUCAACACCUGGCCCAAGUACGCCAAUCCGAUCGUCCUGCUGGUUCGGCUUUUGAUCGUCGUGAAGAAUCUGCAAUAAUCCCUUCUCAGGUCUUCUUCUACACCCUCGUUCUUCAAUACGCGGCGACGCGAAACGGAACUCGCAACUACUUCGACGAAGAAGACACCGGGUCUUCUGUCCACGAAGAGGUGCUCCUUGUCUUUUUUUUUCUGUCUUUCGAUCCCCUGUUCCCUUCAUUGUCCUUGUCGUUCUUAAAAGCUCUCAAUAUGAUGAGUUAUCGGUUUCAUUCUCGGUUUUGGGUGGUGGAAUAGAUUUUCUUUUUUACUUAUCUCGAAAUAUUUUCAAAGUGGUGUAUAUGAAUGAGCGCCCAUCUGAAUUUUGUCUACAAAAUCUUAGAAAAUGUAAUUUUUUUUCUCAUGGUUCGAUUUUAAAUUGUGGUGUUUAUCUCUACGACUUAGUUUCUGACGGAAGCAAGAAAUCUAUUAGGUUCAAAAUUUUCUGCAUAUUUCAAAAGCUUCUAGAAAAUUUUUUAGCCUUAUCACUGAGUUCUAAUCUAAAUUUCCACUGCUACUUCAUGUUUUCCAUUUUUUUUUUUCACAGAAAUAUCCAAUAUUCAAUCUUCCUUCCUUUUUUCUAGCCUUCCAUUUUUUUUUAAUGUUUGGCUGCUCACCACUAACAUACCAAAAAAUAGCUCUACAAAAAUAUUUUCGAGCAUGUGUUUGUCUACUGUGUCUUAUCGUCGCGCAAGUGCUUUUGCUUUGAAAAUAUGUUUCAGAGGUCUUUUUCCGAGGUCCUCUAGAUUUUGCAUCCCGAAUGUGUAGAGCGGCAAAGUGAAGGUGUUGUUUGAUUUGUAGAGGUUGGCGUCCGGCGGAACGGUGGAUACCGUGGUCGACGACGCGAUUUCCGUCGCCUCGACUUCUGCCGGCUCGAGUAGCGGCCGACAACGCGGAACAACUUUGGUGGGUGGGGCGUGGAUCAAUUGCACUUAACUGAAUGAAAUGAAUGCGUCGAACUCUGUAGUCACUGGCCGGAGACUUUUUUUUCGGAUGGGUUUUGCUUUUAGAGGAGGUUUGUGUGCAUGUCGUCGCUUAUUGUUCUUUGCUUUGCUUGCGCUUCAUAGUUUGAAAAGAUUCCACAGGAAUAGGGCAGAGAAUCGGUACUAGUCUUAUUGAGCUGAAUAUGUUUUUGAAAUCGAAGCCUACGGUAUGUCUCGAGUCACUUUAGAGGUUUCUCGAAAGAGUUUAGAUUUUUACCUAGAAAAAAGUACUGAUCGAGAACCAGAUAAAAAAACGUCAUAUUUUUCUCAACAUGUACAAGUUUUUGAAAGAAAAAAUACUUUUUCGAUUUGUUUCGUAUAUUUAUGUCCAACGGCUUGUAUUGAAAGAAAGAAAAGUAGAAACGAAAAAAAAGUUUUUUGGACGUUAUGUUUUCAAAAAAUUUUCCGAAAAAAUUAUGGUCUAGGAACGUCUUUUUUUGACUUCGCUCUGCUCUUUCAAUGCCACUGAAAAAACGUUAAUACCUUAAGAUAGAUUUUUUUAACAAAAAGCAGAAAUUUCCUGGUUUUUACCGCCAGAUCAUUUUAUGUGCUCAAAAUCGUGUAAAACCCGAUUUAAAAAGACUAAAAAUAAUAUUCUUAAUAAGUGAAAAAUGAAAACAGCUUUUUUUCUAACAGAAUUUCUUAACUUGCUUGAUGUUACGGGGAAGGGAACCACGGCUUCUCGAGCUUUGUCACUCAAGAACUGCAAAUAAAUAACGGAAGAGCUAAAUUACUGUUUUCAGCUCUUGGCAAGUCCUGAUCAUGGCGAGGACGAAGAUCCGUCGCGAGAACGAGCUCAGGGAGAGGCUGGAGACGGGAUUCCACUCAAGAAGGUCACCUCCAAGAACAUCGACCGCAGGAAGAUCAGCCACAUCUUCAACGGUUCGUAUACCUUUUUCUCCAAAGCUUUAGGCAGUUUUUAAAAGAAGAUAUGAAAGGAAUAUGAACCAUUUACGUCCUCACAUUACCCGGCGUAAAAGUUGAUGCUUAUAACCUCAAUUUUUUUGGAUUGGCGCUGAUAUUUUUGAUAAGCCCGGUUCUAUUGCAGCACCUGGAGAGGAAGAAUCGGCGGCUUCAAAAGGAAUGGUGGCGAUUCUCUCCCUCCUCGUCUACCAUGCCUACGCCCUAGCUCUAGCUUCGAUGAUGGUCUGCGACUUCAGAAUAAUACCUUUUUGACCUGAAUAUUCGCAGGUGUGGGCUCUCCUUUACCACUCGGUCUUCAGUCUUUGUCUUCUGAUUCUGACUUGCGCCGUUUGGAUCUUCCGUGAUUCGCGCGGCGUUUCUUUCAAAUUGGCUCCGCUAAUCAUCUUUUACAUCGAGGUAGAGGAAAACAAACCAGAUAGCUGAAAAUUUCGAUCAUUUGCAGUUCCUGCUGCUGCUACAGUAUGUGCUGUGCAUGGAGAUAACCGAGGUGACAAAGCAGUUCACCUGGAUGGAAUGGAUGGGAAUCUCCUUGACCAAAGACGCCGUCCACGCCAUGGUCAACCUCGUCAUCAAGGUCGAGAGGAGUGUUUAAAGCGGAAAAAAUGAACUUUAGUCCGGAAAAGAAAACGGGUUCAAAGGCCAAGGUGCAAGCAUAUCAGUGUCGAGUUUCCCUGUCUAAAAAUUUCAAAAAAACUAAUGAAAUAAAAAAAUUUAAUCAAGAGUUUUCAGAAAUUAUCUAAUUCGUUUAAUUUUUGAAUUUGACUUAUAAUUUAAAAAAAUUUUUCAUUGAACUAUUCCUUUAGAGCCAGAGAAAAACCCUUUUCCACGUGUUUCUUUUUUUCAGGUUAUUUUGGAGAAACAUUUCAUUAUUUCGAGAACUUUUUUAUUCAAAUCGUGUACUUGUUUGGAAAGAAGCUUUUUUUUUUUGCUCCCAAUCAGCUUUCCUCGUUGUUUCCUUGUUCCGAUGUUUGCCUCACUGUGUUUUGCAGAGAAUUAUUUAUUUCGAACAGUUCUAUUUUUUGAGAAAGCUAUAUCUUUAAACAAGUUUCACCAUUUUUUGAGUCGCAUUUCUCGAAGUUUCACGCUCUGCAGAAAUAUGUGAUCUGAGGCAAAAAAAAAGUGUGAACUUUUUUCGUUGAGGACAGCUCUAGUUUAUUAGAGAUUUGCAAAAUUUUUGUAAAGAACUCGUGUCGAAUUUCGAGCUGCUUGAGCCUCAGUUGUUAUUCUUCGCUUUCCUUGUGUCUUGACGCGUCAUGACAAACGAUUCGACCUAAUUUUCCUAAAAUUUAUUCAAUUUGAUCAACGAAAUGUUUGUUCUUUUGGGAAUCGGAGCCGUUGUAAGUAUUUCUCUUGGCAACAUUUUUUUUUUUUUGAACUCGACCUUGGUUGAAAAUUUGAGGCAAUUACGUUUCUAUCAAAUUGACGUUUCCUGAAGUUUCCUUCUUUUAGUUUGCGAAAUUUGCAUAGAAAUUAAUUUUGAAAUACUAAUUUCAUAGAUAUCCUUCCCAUUUUGAGCCAUUUGUUUUAAUUUUCAGGUUUUCCUCAGUCUCCCCGUCUUCUUGCUGCUCCGUUUGAGCCGAAGAGAAAGGUCAGGGGAAAGGAGUCAAUAUUUCACUCAGAGAACGGUUUUACAGGUUCUACGAGUCUUUGUCAGAGUACGAAAGAGCCCGUCGCGCGAGUUCCUCUUAUGGAACUUUCAGUUCGGCCGGAAGAAGACCCAGGACCGCCAGUAUCGUGGUUCGUGAAGAUCGUUUGGUGGAAGACUUAGAAAAAGAAGUAAAAUCAAAUUACCGGAAAACGAAGAAAUAGGAAAAAGUCGGAUUGAAUAGUUUGCGUUGACAUCAUAAUAUUUACGAUAUGAAUGGAAGUAGACGCCUUGUAUGGUUGAAGGUCAGCAGAAGAUGUUUGCUUCUUCAGAUGCAAACAGACCUUUUUGUCUUCUGAAACACCUGUAUCACUUGCCGAUAGAUUUUCCACGCAUUGCAAUCAUAUUUUCUCAAGAAUUCCUUUCGUUUUAUGGCUGUCGAAGAUGUUCAAACGGGCUUCAAAACGUUUAUUUCUGAAUUGAAAAGAUUGAAAGUUGGUUUUUUUUUUUUGAAAUAAGAUAAAAGAUUUGUUCUAUCAGUUGGUUUUCACAGCCCUAAGGAAUAUGUUUUUAGAUCCAUAAAUAACCAAAGUCUAUGUAGUCAGAAUUUCUGUGAGUUUUUUCAAAAACUUCUAAAAGGCGAAGUUAGUUAUGAAGCAUAAAUCAACGAAAAUCUGAUUUCAAAUUUAUGGACUCGGAAAUUCGGGAAUGAUUUUGUUGAUUCAGACGAACAAAGGCACGGCGCUGGCCUGUGUCCUGCAGUACAUUUCCUCGCGCGUCGCCAUCUACUUCAUUUUUGUCGUUUCCCUCACUUUGCUCCUCGUCGCCACCAACUUCAAGCCUAAUUUCUACACGAUCGGCUUCUUCUGUAUUUGGGCACUCUCGAUCUUGUACUUGAAGGUUUGUCUUGUUCAUGCAUUCCCAAAGAAAGAAGGCAAAAUAUGGUUCCAAAGAGAUAAAAUCUGUGUUGCAAACCGGCCGUUUUUCGAGUGGCAAAUCCACUGGCCGGGUAUGAGCAUAUGAAGCGAGACACGGUUCCGACGUUACUUUGAGAGUUUUGCCGCGGUCUGUUUGUUCGGCGACUGGUUUCGACGGCAACCGAACGGCCUUUUUUGGCCUCGGGGGCUCUUCCUCAAACUUGGCAUUUAGUCGUCUGGCUCCUGCCUUUUAGGAAGUGACUUAGGUGUGCAAAUAUACUAAAAAAAAGAAAGUUUGUUUCUUGUUAGUUUUUCGUUGACAAACUGAUUCAUUUCCGCAUUUUUUCUCGUUGCAUUUUGCUUUCGGAAAAUGUGACAGCUUGGCGACUGAAUUUUUUUUUUCGAUUUUGCAGUUGAUUUCAAAACAACUUUUCUGUACAGUUCCAGCUUAUUCAUCACGCUGUAAACAUUAAAUGAAAGACGCCUUUUUAAGCCUCUCCAUUUUUUGUUUGUAAAAUUUGUAAAAGCUUUCUUAUGCGGAAGAAGUUUUCACUUUUUGUUUUUUCACAUUUGUUAGGUUCUGUAAAAGGAAUUUUUAGAUGUUCCUGGAAUUUUAGUGUUCAUAUUGGAUCGAAAGAGCUGGAAGUGAAAGCUCCAAAAUGUUGAUUUAUAGUAACCUUCAUGAAAAUAGGUAUUCAAAAUUUUACUGUUUACUGUCUUUUACUGUCUUGAAUUGGCUGCCUCAAGACUUUUCAGUUGUUGAACGUUGAAAAAAGAAAGUUGAGUCAAUAAAUUAAGUUUCCUCAGAGAACGUCUAACUAAAGCUAUAAAUUCAAGUUUCUAAUGAAUAAUGUUUUUUCGACGCAAAUUAAGAAGGAAAAAAACAAUAAAUAAAAGAGCGUUCCAACACAGAUAUAGUUCUUACUGGAAUUGAAGGGCUAUUCCUCAAAAUUGUAUUUCGUCUGAGUUUAAAUGAUAUUUCAUCUUCACACCAUCUCAAUGGACAUUCUAGGUAUCUUUCCGUCUGUUCCGUGGCGUCGCCUACGCAUUCUGGCUCUCUCUGACCGUUUACACCUCCGUGGUGAUUAUCGUCCUCUACGUCUACCAAUUUCCCGCCGUGAGUUGUUCUUCUACUUUGAAACGUAUUUCGGAGUAGAAAAAAAAGAGAGAAGUCGUACAAUUUUCGGUUAACAUGUGGUUAUUGGAAUUGUGCCACCUGCUGGGGCGUGCGCGUUUCUUUUGUAGGCAAAUGGUGUGAAAAACCUUCCAGUUCGUUUUUCACUUCUAUGGCGUUGAGUUGCGCAAAAGUUUUUGGGUCAUCCGUUUCCUUUUUUCAGUUGUUUCAUCUAUCUUUUUUUUUAUUUUGAUAAGGAAAAUUCGUUCGUUUUAUAUUUUGCGUUUUUGAUGAUUUCCAGUUUGAAACUUUUUUUAAAUUUAUUUUCUACGUUUAGGACAGAAAAACUAAGAGAAUAAAUUUCCGAGCUGCGUUUUUCAAGCUCAGCUCUCAGCAAAAAUUAUCACUUCAAUUCGAUUAAAUAGUUUUUUUCUAAAUUUGAAGCUUAAAAAGUAGACUUACCAGUUUUUCAAAAAUUUUUUUCUUCAUCGUUAGCACAGUUCAACUUUCUUUUACUGUACUCUGAAAUAAGGACACUUCAGACAGAAAUUUUGUCUUUUUUUAACAGGCUUGAUGCAUUUCUCACAUUUUCUUCACGAUAGUAUGGAAAAAAAAAAAACAAGAUGGAUUGGCGCUCGACGCUAUGUUUAUUGUGCUCAAGCACUAGUUUAUACGUCCAAAAGUUCUUGGGUGUCAAAAGGUUCGGCGACUCGGAAAGGCAACUUGACAUCUGGAAGCGGGAUAAACUGAACGCACACGUGUUGGAGAUGACCUUGGCCAGUGAAGCCGCGUCCGACGAUCCUUUUCAACGCAGAUUAUGCUGUAACCCCAUAAACGCUUCAUUUCGUGUUGUUCCCCUGUUUCCCAUUUCACAAGAACUUGGUUUGAAUCGAUAUUUGCAGGUAUCUGCAUGGUUCCAAGAGCAGACUCACCUGUCGCAGACGUGGCUCGAUGCCAUCGGACUUGUUGAUUACAGUGCGCUCGGCGAGUCUGGGUUUGUUUUGAAAUGAGAGGAUUGACCUGAGAUGUCAUGCCUUAGAAUAUUCAUUUUCACACUGAUCUGGGAUAUCCUUUUGUUCACUCUUAUUUUGAUAGACAUCAAAACUGACUUUCCAAUUUUAAAGAAACAUAAGGUAAACUUGUUCAAAGGUAAAUAGACCUAUAAAUUUUUCAGUGACUCACGGCGUUGGCUAAACUUUGAACAUUGAGAAAAAAAAAGAAAGCAUUUUGAAUUAUUUAAACUUCUAUAUAAGCCUCUAGAGUGACUACUUCCAACUAUUUUGCAGUUCCAAAAAAGAAAUUUAACCUUUCUACGAAGCUAUUUGGCUAGCUCACGCCUCUUUCAAGUUUUCAUAAAUUAUAAUGAUUUCGAGAAGUUUUGAGACCAUUUGAAAGGCGAAAAAUUGAUCAAUAAUGAUUUCAGUUAUAUUAAUUGUUUCAGAGCCUUGUUCCUUCGUCUUUUCGCACCGAUUUGCCUGUUUGUGGUGACGAUGCUGCAGUUGAAGUUCUUCCACGAUCCCUGGAUGUCUGCUGUUCAUCCUAACAGAAACCGCAAUGCGACUGAAACCGUCGAAGAGCUUCCCGUUUCAACUCCGCACAGUACGUUAUUUUCUUCAUAUACAGUGGUGAGCGAAAAUAGUUUGAGGUAGAUUUUCUUAAGAAAAAAGUUUAGUUGGGGUGCUGAAUUGGAUAGUUCUUUUCUAGAGAUACUGGAGGAGCAAGCUCACGAUAACUUUUUUCAACAAAGUCCUAUUUUUUUUUUAUAGAAGCUGAUUCAGAGCUAAAUCAAAUGAAUGAGAAAAUCUUGUUCGAAAAAAUUGUGUGUGGUUGAUUAUCUUAUCACUCUAAACUCAACGAGUAUAACUUUUAAUUUCUUAAAAGUGGCGAGUAAUAGAACUAGUAAUAGCCGAGAGUUGGGUCAAACGAUCGUAAACGCUAAUUUGUUUUGUCGCAUCCGUGUUUUUGUCAACUGACUGGAUCAAUAAGUUUUUCUGGAGACUGGUUAUUGGACUGUUUUCUCUAGAACAAUUGCCAACUCAAUAUAGCUUUUUCAAACUGAAAUUAAGAUUUCCUUCCAAGAGUCAACAGAUUCAGACUAUGUAAACUGAUGAAUGAUGGGAAAAUAUCAAAAAGUGUUUGAAAAAAUUUUGAAAAGAAUGGUCAAGUUCAAGAAAUAAUCGAGUUAGAGCGAAUCCUAUAACUGGACGUUUUCUGACUAGCCUAGACUAGGCCUGAAAUCCAGGGUGGUAAAAGUUUUUUAUUCAGUUUUUCUUUUUUUUUUUCAUCACACCGGAAAUUGAGCCCUUUUAAUUAUUAUCAUAUCUGCUGCGAGGUCUUUUUUUUCGAAGAGAACAUUUUUUGUCCAUUUGGACCUGUCUGCACCCUUGAGUGAGAUCAGCUGGAUUGAAAUGAAAGCUGGCUGAUUGACCGAAAAUCAAGAGGAGAGAUAGACCUUGGGUCAGCGGAACCGAAAUGGAUGAACUAUCAUCUGGCGCCUCCGCCGAAGACGUCGAUUUCAACGCGCAAUCUUUUCUCCCCACAAACACUUGCAUCGAUUCGUCACGCUACUAUUCAGCUGACUUGA